Callithrix jacchus (white-tufted-ear marmoset) is the source of this 2703-nucleotide messenger RNA. RefSeq names its product WD repeat containing antisense to TP53 (gene WRAP53). Gene Ontology annotation, molecular function: protein binding; RNA binding. Lineage: Eukaryota; Metazoa; Chordata; Mammalia; Primates; Cebidae. Gene Ontology annotation, biological process: Cajal body organization. The record is from RefSeq and is a predicted model, not a curated record. Gene Ontology annotation, cellular component: Cajal body.
AAGUAAAGGAAAUAGAGUCGGGGAGGAAGGUGCAGAGAGAGUCAGGGUUCUCGCCGAAAUGGUGGUGCUGUAGAUACUAAUGUUUUGGAGUGGGAAAAUUCUACAAGCCAGAGCUGUGAGGACAAAAUUAGUGGAAACCAUUUUGGAGGACUCCUGCACUGGGUUAAAUAUGAAGGGUUGAAGAAAGAAAGGUUUUGCGUUUGCUCUCAGCUGGAUCCUUUCUUUUCAUCAGCUAAAAAACGUCAUUUUAAAAGAAGGCUUUCCUUAAUACCUCAGGCUAACGUAUUCUCCCAGAUACUUUAUAUCACACCAUCUUGUUUAAUCUCCUUCACAGCCCUUAUCACUCUGAAAAGAUUUAUUCGUUCAUUGCUUUCAGUACAUGGAAACGUAAGCCUUAUGAGAAUUUUUCUCCCAUCUUAUUCAUUGCUGUAUUUCCCAGUGCCUGUAUCAGUGCUGGGGAGCAAGUAAGAGCUCGAUAGUAUUUUUUGAAAGAAGGGAGAGAGACAGGUCUAGAGCCUGGAGAAUGAGAUGCAAAAGAGAUGCAAGACCUGCAGCGCCCUCUGCAGACGGCGGGUGGGACAGGUACUUUAAAAAUUACCGCGGGAGCCGAUAGGGGGAGUGCAGGCGCUUCUCGCCAAGACAGAAGCGUUCGGACUACAACUCCCAGCAGCUACGAGGAGCCCUAAGGCUUGAUGGGAACGGGAAACUGUCUAACCUUUCACGUCCCGGCUCUGAGGGUUCCGAGGGUCGCCCGCGAAAUCUGAUCCGUGAUGCGGCGGCCCACUUGGAAGGUGGGCCCAAAUCCCGCGACUGCGAGAAGCGCCUAGCGACCCGCGGUGCCAGGGAACGCCGUGCUUUCAAAGUUGGCGUCCGCUGUUCGCCUCUCCUCCCUGGAGUCUUCUGCCUCCUCCCAGAAGAGGAAGGAAGCACAGGUGGGGUUUUUAAGUUCUGAGUCGGAUUCCUGAGAACUUCGAGGCCAUCCCGACUGAGGUUGAUGUCCGCUGUGCUCCGUCUGCAGUAUGAAGACUUUGGAGACGCAACCGUUAGCUCCGGACUGCUGUCCUUCAGACCAGGACCCAGCUGCAGCUCAUCCUUCUCCUCACGCUUUCCCGAUGGAUAAAAAUGCGGACCCUGAACUGAUGCCACCGCCUUCUGAAAGGGACGAUCCGCCCCGGUUGUCCCCAUAUCCCGUGGCUGGCUCCGCUGUGUCCCAGGAGCCAGGGGAGGGGGACCCAGUUUCUCUCUCCACUCCCCUGGAAACAGAGUUUGGUCCUCCUAGUGAAAUGAGUCCUCGAAUCGAGAAGCAAGAACUUUCUGAAAAUGGAAGCCUUACUGCAGAAGAAGCAAACGGGAGCCUUUUUGAGGAAGAAGUGAACGGGCCAGGGUUGGGGUCUGGGAAAGCCAUGGAAGAUGCGUCUGGGGAACCCACUGCAGAUGACGAGGGAGACCCCGCUUGGAACUACAGCUUCUCCCAGCUGCCUCGAUUUCUCAGUGGUUCCUGGUCAGAGUUCAGCACUCAACCUGAGAACUUCUUGAAAGGCUGUAAAUGGGCCCCUGAUGGUUCUUGCAUCUUGACCAACAGUGCUGAUAACAUCUUGCGAAUUUAUAACCUGCCCCCAGAGCUGUACCAUGAGGAGGAGCAGAUGGAAUAUGCAGAAAUGGUCCCUGUCCUUCGAAUGGUGGAAGGUGAUACCAUCUAUGAUUACUGCUGGUAUUCUCUGAUGUCCUCAGCCCAGCCAGACACCUCCUAUGUCCAUGUCUCUCUCAGUGUAGCCAGCAGCAGCCGGGAGAACCCUAUUCAUAUCUGGGACGCAUUCACUGGAGAGCUCCGGGCUUCCUUUCGUGCCUACAACCACCUGGAUGAGCUGACAGCAGCCCAUUCACUCUGCUUCUCCCCGGAUGGCUCCCAACUCUUCUGUGGGUUCAACCGGACUGUGCGUGUUUUUUCCACGGCCCGACCCGGCCGAGACUGCGAGGUCCGAGCCACAUUUGCAAAAAGGCAGGGCCAGAGUGGCAUCAUCUCCUGCAUAGCCUUCAGCCCAGCUCAGCCCCUCUAUGCCUGUGGCUCCUACGGCCGCUCCCUGGGUCUGUAUGCCUGGGAUGAUGGCUCCCCUCUUGCCUUGCUGGGAGGGCACCAAGGGGGCAUCACUCACCUCUGCUUUCACCCCGAUGGCAACCGCUUCUUCUCAGGAGCCCGCAAGGAUGCUGAGCUCCUGUGCUGGGAUCUCCGGCAGCCUGGUUACCCACUGUGGUCCCUGAGUCGAGAGGUGACCACCAAUCAGCGCAUCUAUUUCCAUGUGGAUCCGACUGGGCAGUUCCUAGUGAGUGGCAGCACGAGCGGGGCCGUCCAAGUGUGGGACACGGGCGGGCCUGGCAAUGAUGGGAAGCCGGAGCCUGUAUUGAGUUUUCUGCCCCAAAAGGACUGCACCAAUGGCGUGAGCCUGCACCCUAGCCUGCCUCUCCUGGCUACCGCCUCCGGUCAGCGUGUGUUUCCAGAGCCCACAGAGAGUGGGGACGAAGGGGAGCCAGAGCUGGGCCUUCCCCUGCUCUCUACGCGCCAUGUCCACCUUGAAUGUCGGCUUCAGCUCUGGUGGUGUGGGGGGGGCCCAGACCCCAGCAUCCCUGAUGACCACCAUGGCGAGAAAGGGCAGGGAGGGAUGGAGGGAGGUGACAGUGAGCUUAUGUAAAAAGGUUUUUAUGAUA